AGAUUCUGUGUAAAACCCUAAUAAAAGCACUUCAACCAUGGAACACAAAAUUGGCAAGGGCAAAACCGCCAUUACAACUCCCACAGCAGCUAUUAUUUAAAUAGCCGUUGCCCAAUAACCGCAUAUUGAGUAGAUACUCCGAAACACCGACGACACACACACACACACACACACACUCCGUUCGUGGUGAAUCUUAUAUUCAGUUUCCCCCCCUUUGUGAGAAAGGAAUUAUGGCGAUUCUGAACUAAGGUAACACGCUUAUACUAUUUGGAAACUCGAUUUACCUAUGCUUAAAUUUAAAAACCUUUUUCUGAGGCAGCAGUUGGUUGGCCUUUCAGGCUUCUACCGAAGUGAACGCCUAUUUCCUUCAUGGGCAGCUUCAUGCUUGCCUCUUUGCUUCAAUGCAGUUGAUCUAGCUGGAACCAAAAAUCUGCACUCUCACGGGCACAAAGGGCAAAAAGGAUUUACAGAAAGGAAGCUUUCAUCCCAGGUCCUGGACCCGAUGGAGAGAAAUACGUUGAUUGGAGAAAAUACACAAAAUGGACAUCUUCCAUCCACAUAUGAUGCUGCCAUGGAAGCACUUUCGUCUCUCAUUACUAGCAAAAGACGAGGAGAUAGAUCUGCAAUAAAUAGUAAAUAUAGCAAAUUGGACAGGAUGAUGAUGUAUAUUAAGAUUUUGGAUUUGGAGGAACCGGUAGAAGGACUUAAGAUUAUUCACGUUGCAGGAACUAAAGGAAAGGGUUCGACGUGCACAUUUUGUGAGGCAAUUCUGAGAGAGUGUGGAUUCAAAACUGGACUUUUUACUUCUCCGCACUUAAUUGAUGUGAGAGAAAGAUUUCGUCUAGACGGGUCGGAUAUAUCCGAAGAAAAAUUUCUACAUUAUUUUUGGGAAUGUUGGUCAGCUCAAGGUAUACAGGAGAAUGUCAGAGAUGAUUUGCCUAUGCCUCCACUUUUCCAGUUCCUUACUGUGUUGGCCUUCAAAAUUUUUGCAAGUGAAAAGGUAGACGUUGCUAUAAUUGAAGUUGGUCUUGGAGGGACAAGGGAUUCAACGAAUGUGAUCAAGGAUCCGGUUGUCUGUGGCGUUAGUCCACUGGGCAUGGAUCAUAUGGAAACAUUGGGAGACACACUUGAGCAGAUCGCGUCUCAUAAAGCUGGAAUCUUUAAGCAUCGAGUCCCUGCUUUUACGGUACCCCAACUAUCUGAAGCAAUGGAUGUUCUUAAGGAAAGGGCCAGGGAUAUAUCGGUCCCUUUGGAAGUUGUUGCGCCUCUCAAUCGUAGUAAAUUGAAGGGGAAGGAACUAAGCUUGUCCGGUGAACACCAGUUUACGAACGCUGGUUUGGCUGUUGCCCUUUGUAAAAGUUGGCUCCGGCGCACGGGAAAUUGGGAAAAACUUUUUCAACAUGCUGACCUGGAAGAUAAUUUGCCCGAUGCAUUUUUGAGGGGUCUUUCAACAGCACGUCUUUCCGGAAGGGCAGAGAUUGUUCUAGACCCUUCUACAGAAUCUUCUGAUGCGGCUGAAGGCAGAGAAAAUACUAAAGGGGAUUUGGUCUAUUAUUUGGAUGGGGCCCACAGUCCUGAAAGCAUGGAAGCCUGUGCCAGGUGGUUUGCUAGCGCUGUGAAAGAAGAGGGCCCACGCAAAUCUGUUCAUCAUGUUUCGAGUAAUGGCCAUAUCGAACAAGGAGAGAAUAAAAAGGUCACCAAGAAUAUUCUCUUGUUCAACUGUAUGGAUGUGAGAGACCCUCAAACUCUUCUUCCGACACUUGUCGAUACAUGCGCUUUAUCGGGUACUUAUUUUGCGAAAGCUAUAUUUGUUCCGAGUCUCUCGACUUAUAGCAAAGUCACUUCUGCUACUUCGGCCAUCCCUUUAGAAAUCCCUUCAAAGGAUUUAACUUGGCAGUUUAAUCUUCAGAGAGUCUGGGAGAAGAUCAUUAAUGGAAAAGAUGCACUUUGCGAGAAUUCGGAUAUGAAAAUACCGGAGAGUAGUCCACCACAAAGGUUAAUUGACGAGGAUGUUUCGAAUUGUAGUACUUCCGAUGGUGAAUUUUCUUGCAGUGCUGUGGUUUCUUCUCUGCCGACGACUAUCAAUUGGUUAAGAGAUUACGCUAGAGAGAAUCCUUCAUUUCGAAUCCAGGUUCUUGUGACGGGGUCAUUGCAUCUGGUCGGAGAUGUAUUAAAGCUGCUGCGGAGAUGAUCUUGCGACAUGCACAAAAGCUCACACACCCAUGUUGGUGUGUGUAAAUGAACGGUAAAGAUACAUCCAGACUUCACCAGGUGUACUAAAAAUUUUACCAACUUUAUUAAAGCCAAAAGUCACAUUCAAUUGCCAUUUCCUAAACCAGUAAAAAAAUGACUUCAAUUUGCUUAAUUUAUAUAAACGAUCUCUUGAUUUAAUUAAGAAUUGUGUAUUGCAAUUUGCCAAUUACGGUUUGUUUAAUUUUAUCUUGGUU
Erythranthe guttata (spotted monkey flower) is the source of this 2447-nucleotide messenger RNA. NCBI's taxonomy places the organism in Eukaryota, Viridiplantae, Streptophyta, Magnoliopsida, Lamiales, Phrymaceae. The record is from RefSeq and is a predicted model, not a curated record.